This is a messenger RNA of Dermacentor silvarum, 3552 nucleotides long. Its product is annotated as death domain-associated protein 6-like. The coding region runs from base 833 to 3160 and encodes 775 amino acids. The record is from RefSeq and is a predicted model, not a curated record. NCBI's taxonomy places the organism in Eukaryota, Metazoa, Arthropoda, Arachnida, Ixodida, Ixodidae. The transcript has 24 exons. Gene Ontology annotation, molecular function: histone binding.
GCAAAGUGAGGUGAUCAUAAUUUCGGACGAUGAGGAAGGACAAGAUAGCGGGGAUACAAAUGUGGCUGGAAGCGUCCUGAACACGCACGGCCGUACAAGUAGCACUGCGUCGGAUUGGAGUGAUAAGUCUAAUGCCACACCACCUUUACGUGAAGCUCAAACGGAACCUGAAACCAGGUGGGCCUUGUCGUUGUCUCAGGAACCUGAAACCAGAUGCACUUUGUCAUCGGGAGUAGACAAACUGGAUUCUGCAAAGCAGUGUCCUUCAUCGUCGGGAGUAGACAAACUGCACCCUGAAACAGAGCAGCCUUCAUCAUCGGGUAUAGACAAACUGCAUUCUGAAACGCAGUGUCCUUCAUCAUCGGGAGUAGACGGACUGCACCCUGAAACAGAGCAGCCUUCAUCAUCGGGUAUAGACAAACUGCAUUCUGAAACGCAGUGUCCUUCAUCAUCGGGAGUAGACGGACUGCAUCCUGAAGGAGAGCAGCCUUCAUCAUUGCGCACAGACAAACUGGAUUCUGAAAAGCAGUGUCCUUCAUCGUCGGGAGUAGACAAACUGCACCCUGAAGGAGAGCAGCCUUCAUCAUUGGGCACAGACAAACUGAAAUGUCAACCAAGGCGGCGCCGGCGCCCUCUAUUGUUGGCAAUAGACGAACUGAAAUGUCAACCAAGGCGGCGCCCUCUAUCGUUGGCAAUAGACGAACUGCUUAUUACACCAGUACCUGUGAAUGAGGAAGAGACUUUCAACAGGAUUGACUACCAGGUUCCACCCCAGCUGGUUGCAAAGAGUGAGGCAUCAAACAGGAGACUGGUUGACUUCCUGUCAACCUGUAUGCCACACAUCAUUGCGAUUGAUCGUCCAUUAAUUCUGCGGAGAGUGAAGGAGUUGCUGAACCAGACCAACUUCCAUUACCUGUUGUCGGCUCCAUUCCAUCGGACUAUGGAUUCUAUUGCGACAGCCGUGCAGAAAAACAGCACAAGCGCAACCGUGUAUCUGUGCAUCAAAGAGCUGGCCGAUGAGCUGCGAUCUCAUCGUGAGAGGAAGAUUCUAAAAAUCGACGAAUAUACUUCAGGCCUGUUGAAGCGCAAGUCAGGCCCGUUGAAGCCCAAGCGCUUCAACAGCAGCAGAAGCUCAAGCGCUUCUGCUGCUGCCACUGGAAGCUCAGAUGGAGACAAUUCUGACCCGGUAAUAGAAGCGGCAAGAGUAUUAGCCUAUCAGUCUCUAACAACACCAUCAUUUACUGUUGUUGCUGCGAACAGUACAAGUGUGGCACAAACUGAGACAAGUGGUGCGACUGCUGGAAAGAAGGACUGUGUUUGUGAAAGUCAGAAGUUGGCGGGGGCCGACCAUGAAGAAAAAUGGAGCAAUGGUGUUGGUAGCAUGGGGGAGACAAGUGGUGUCUCGCAGAAGUCUGACAAGCAGCUCCGGACCAAGAAGUACAUUAAGAAGCUGGAAAAACACCUCAUACAAUUGCACAAGGCUAUAAAGAAGUUAAGUGAAGAAGAGGUGGACAUGACAUGCGAUGACACCAACUCUGCCUACAUUCAGGGAGAUAGACUCAAGAAAAAAGCUAUUGCUGUGUGGCGAAAGUUAUGUGAAUUGCAACCGAGGCAUGCCAUCAAAGGCCGUGAGCGAAAGAAGUUCCGCUACAAAGGCUCCCCGUACCGCCAGAUUAAUACCAGUGUAGAAAAGCUGGUCAACAGGUGUCGAAUAUUUCCCGACUUCAGGGAUAUCUUGGACGUGGUGCAAACGGAGAAUGAAGCACACAGCCUUGGGCUAAACUCAAGGCAGGAGAAACAGCUUGCGGAGAAAGUGUUCCAGGAGGUUGGAAAGAUGUUGCAGAAAAGACGACAAAAGGAUGAGUUAGCUGAUGCUCUUGCUUACCUGGAGGAUGGGCCAGGUGCGGCCUUCACAAAGGAUCCCGCUGAAAGUGACGAGGAGCUGCGCAAAAAGCUUGAAAAUAAUGCCAAGCUGUCUCGGCACAAGAUGGAUAAGGUGAUGGAGGUGUACGUGGCCAAGCAGGAGGAUAUGAAACAGCAAGCAAAAGAAAAGGAAAAGGGCACCUGUGACCUGUCCCCAACACCUAGCGAUGGCAGUGGGAGUGAAGAUGAGGAUGAUAGUGACGAUGACUUGAGGGCCCCCCGUGAGAGUCUCCUUGAGAACGACACUAGUCUUAGUGAAAGUCCUGUUGAGCAGAAGACAAAACUGGAUCCACAGCGGGGGAACCAGGACAUCUGUUACUUGUCUUCAACAUCAAAUAACAGCAGUGAAGGUGAAAACAGUGGAAAUGAAGAUAGUGAAGAUGAGAGCGAAGAGUUCAAGGAUGAGGACAUGAGGUCCACUGAAAAAGAUCUUGGAAAUGACAGCUCUAGUGGAAAUGAAGACAGUGAAGACGAGAGGGAAGAGUUCGAGGAUGAGGACAUGAGGUCCAGUGAAAAGGAUCUUGGAAAUGACAGAAGCUCUAGUGGAGAUGAAGACAGUGAAGACGAGAGGGAAGAGUUCGAGGAUGAGGACAUGAGGUCCAGUGAAAAGGAUCUUGGAAAUGACAGAAGCUCUAGUGGAGAUGAAGACAGUGAAGGUGAGAGGGAAGACUGCAAGGAUGAAUACAUGAGGUCCACUGAAAAGGAUCUUGGAAACGACAGAAGCUCUAGUGGAGAUGAAGACAGUGAAGAUGAGAGGGAAGACUGCAAGGAUGAAGACAUGAGGUCCACUGAAAAGGAUCUCCUUGGAAAUGACAGAAGCUCUAGUGAAGCAGAUACAGAGGAGGAGGAACCAGAUGCUGAAGCUGCUUCAAAAGUCGACUCGCCAGUCAGUGUUGAGGACAAAGAGAGCUCACCGAGGGUGCUUUCUGAUGGCGAUUCCCAUUCCAUUGUCAAAGGUGGGCCACCUGUAGAAGAAAGAGCUGAUUGUCAAGACGGCUGGCUAGCCACAGGCCUGGGCCAAAAAAGUUUACUCCCUGGCACUGAGACAAGCUCUGGAGCCAAAGGUAGUCACAAAGAAGUGCCUCAGCUGCCCACAAAGAAGCAGGAAUGCAGCCUGAAGAAAAGGUCUGCACCAGAGCCAGAGGUCAUCACAAUACUGUCAGAUGAUGAGGAUGUCUAUGAGCCUUCACAUCCUCCAGCAAAGGUCCCGAAGUUGUGCCAGCGCACAAACCUUUAGGUGGACUUUGAUGGUGCAGGCAUGUUAAUAUUAAUGAAUUUAUACCUCACAUGCACAAUAUUUAAUAGAUUCUUUGAUGGAGAUAAUGGCUCAGUUGUCCUAAAAGUGCAUUUCUUGGUUUGUUCACUUAAGUAAUUUUUUAGUUUGAAGCAGUAUUAGGUUUAAAAAGUUUGAAGCAAGUUGAGCUGGUGUUCCUGCUUCCUCCAGCACAAUGCUGUUUUCUAUUGGUUCCGAAUGAGUUCCGCACCUGUGCGUAAUUGAUAAUUUUUGCGCUUGGUUUAGCAUAAAAUUGACUUGGUGUAAAAGAACACCCAAUAAAUGUUUCGUGUGAUCUGCAAUUUCUUUUACUUCAAAAUGAACUGAAAAGAGAAAAGUAAUUCUAUAUAUGACUA